Messenger RNA from Papaver somniferum (opium poppy), 1236 nucleotides. Its product is annotated as leucine-rich repeat-containing protein 1-like. The transcript is spliced from 3 exons. Lineage: Eukaryota; Viridiplantae; Streptophyta; Magnoliopsida; Ranunculales; Papaveraceae. Gene Ontology annotation, molecular function: protein binding. The record is from RefSeq and is a predicted model, not a curated record. The coding region runs from base 1 to 1236 and encodes 411 amino acids.
AUGGAGACGUUGGUUUUGAAUGACACGGACAGUGUUCACGUUCUUCUUACAAACAUUCAGUCUUUAAAGAAACUAAGGCAUCUUGAAGAUUGUUUCACAGAUAUGGAAGAACUACCUGAUUCUGUCACUAGUCUUAGUAAUUUGCAAACAUUGGAUCUCAACCAUUGCGAAUUAAAGGUCAUUCCUGAAUCCAUCUCUGGUCUGAAAUCUCUUAGAUUUCUAAAUAUCUCAUUCAACCCCAUUGAAGAAUUACCUGUUUCUGUCACCACUCUCUCCAAUUUAGAAACAUUAGAUGUCAAUACCUGCAAAAACCUAAAAGCACUGCCAGAGUAUGUGGCAGAUCUUGCUAAUUUGAAGAUAUUUAAUUUCGAAAACUGCCCAUUAUUGAAAGCACUGCCUGAAGAUUUUGGAGCAUUAACUCAGUUAAGGUCCCUUAACUUAGAUGGUACCGAUAUCAAAGUAUUACCCGAGUCUUGUUCAAACCUUAACAAUCUUGAGUUGGUGUAUCUUCACCUUUGUGUGCUUCCCAAAGAUGUAAAGAAUUGGACAAAACUAAGAAGAUUUUAUUACAAGCAGAGAAAGGCGAUAAUAUCUGGCAUAGGAAAACUAGAAUGCCUUCAAGAGUUGAUUUAUUUGGUGCCAGAAAAUGAACCUGAACAUAGUGAUGGUAUUGAAGAGCUAGGCAACCUAAGCUCUCUUGUAGGCGUUCGAGAUCUUCAGAAUGUGAAACACCCAAUAGAUGCUGCAAGAGCAAAUUUGAAAGGAAAACGGAAUCUAAUCGAAUUGGGUCUACACUGGGGUAAAAAGGAAGAAGAAAGGGUGGGCAUGAGGUCUGACCAGAUUUUCCAAGUAUUUGAAGCUCUCCAACCUCCCCCUUGUUUGAGAAGACUGCAUGUUCGUAACUUCAUGGGGUUGAACCGUCCCUCGUGGAUUUGUCUUCCAAGCUUGGUAGAGUUGACACUCAUGAAUUGCAAAGGAAUGAAACAACUUCCAGCAGGUAUUGGGAAGCUCCCACAUCUCAGAAGAGCUGCGCCAUUCAUAUCGCCGUCUUCAAAAUCUGGUUAUCCACGGCUGCAACAGGUUGUCCAGAAUCCCUUGGUUUCCUUGUUUGAAAAUGUUGCACUUGGAGAAGAUGAAUCUCAACUUAACACAAGUGGGCUUAGUUGUGUCAUAACGAAAGGUCCAUCUGAACUUAGUGUCCCUGUCAAGUGGAGCAUCUCUGCACCUGAAGACUGA